CGGCCGCCGCCGCCGCGGUCGCACCCCGUCGGCUUCGUGGAACCUUCCCUUUCCCUCCCUCCCCGGCGACAGUGCAGGGCAGCUCCCCUCCCCCGCCCUUUGCCUUUUUCCCAACCGCCCCCUCCCCCAUUUCUCUCGCUUCGCUGGUGUCUGCCUUCCUCCACCACCAAGGCACCAAGCAGAGCAGCCAAAGCUCCGUCGUUUUUUUUUUUCUCUACCGCCGCCGCCGCCCAAGGAGAAGGAGGCAAGGGGCCAUGUCCGCCACGCCGGAGGAGUCCCUCGGCCAGGGGGCCUACCUCGCCGCCCCGGAGCCCUUCUCCCCCUCCGUCUUCCUCGACCUGCCCCCGACGCCGCGCCCCGACGGCGACGCCGACGACCCGGCCUCCGACGACGACCUCGUCCUCCCCUUCAUCUCCCGGAUGCUCAUGGAGGAGGACAUCGACGACAAGUUCUUCUACCAGUUCCCCGACCACCCCGCGCUCCUCAACGCCCAGCAGCCCUACGCCCAGAUCCUCCUCUCCGACGACUCCGCCACCACCUCCAACUCCAGCUCCGCCGGGACCGCCGCCGCCAACUCCACCCUCUCGCCUUCCUCCUCCUCCGACGCCCCCGCAUCCGCCGAACCCGCCUGGCCCUACGACCCAAUCGAGCUCUCCCAGCUGCUCCGCUCCCCACCCUACCCUGACACGGUGCUGGGCCUCCACGACUUCACCGCCGACGAUGUUGACGCCCUCUUGUUGCAGGGCCAAGGUGAGGCCACCGCCGGCUUUCCGCCCUUCUUGGAUACUGCUGGAGGCGGCGCCGGCGGAGGCCAACGGCAGGGCGCGGCUUCCAUCGCCACCCAGAUCGCCGCUGGUGCCGGAUCCCCUUCACUGGCCGCCCAGAACGCCGGCACCCAGAAUUCGGCUGCGGAAGAGCAGGACACCAAGACAGCAACCGCCUCGGUCAUCCCGAAUUCAGUUGCUGAUGAGCAGGACGCCAAGGCGACAAACGCCACCACCUUGCCCGCUGCCGACAGUGACCCCGCCGCGCUGGCCUCGGCCUUCUUCAGCGCCCAGAGCGGGGAAAGCAUGGACAUGCUCAACAUGGCAUUCCUCAAAGGCAUGGAGGAGGCCAAGAAGUUCCUGCCCACCAACAACAGCCUCCUCAUCGACCUUGAGGACGCACCGGGGCGAUCCUUGCCUGGAGACAGCAAGCCGGCCACUGGCUUUGCUGCCGCCCAAGUGAAGGAGGAGGUGGUGGCGGAUGGGAUGCUACUGUUUGGAGGGAGCACUACUGGUAGGGGGCGCAAGAACCGCCACACCGAUGAGGACUUAGAGGCAGAAUCAGGCAGAAAUAGCAAGCUCAUGAUGCCUGAACAGGAGGAAACCGGUGCCGGUGAGCUAUUCGACGAAUUGAUGUCCUGCAACUACGACGGAUUCCUGAAGCGCAUGAAUGACCUGCGCAUUGCCAUGGAUAGCGAGUCUGAAAAAAGUGCCAGGAGGGUGAGCGGCAAGGGGGCACGGGGGAGGCAGCGUGCCGACGAGGUUGUUGGCCUGCGCACCAUGCUCAUCCAUUGCGCGCAGUCGGUGGCCACUGGUGAUCGCCGAAGUGCGAUGGAGCUGCUGAGGCAGAUCAAGCAGCACUCCUCGCCAAGAGGGGACGCCACACAGCGGAUGGCCCAUUGUUUUGCAGAAGGACUAGAGGCACGACUUGCAGGAACAGGGAGUCAGGUGUACCAGUCACUCAUGGCAAAACGCACCUCAGUUGUGGAGUUCCUUAAGGCAUACAAGCUGUUCACGGCAGCCAGCAGCCUCAAGAAGGUGCAUAUCAUCUUCGCCAACCAGACCAUCUUGAGUGCAGUGGCCGGGAGGAGCAAGUUGCACAUUGUGGUAUACGGUCUACAGUAUGGUUUGCAGUGGCCAGGGUUGCUACAUUUCCUGUCCUGUAGAGAAGGUGGACCGCCCGAGGUGAGGUUCACCGGCAUUGACCUCCCACAGCCUGGGUUCCGCCCAGCCUACCAGAUUGAGGAAACAGGCCGCCGGCUAAGCAACUGUGCCCUCGAGUGUGGUGUGCCUUUCAAGUUCCAGGCUAUAGCGGCAAAAUGGGAGACUGUCUGUGCCGAGGACCUCAACAUUGAUCCAGAUGAGGUGCUUGUUGUCCACAGUGAGUGUGAUUUCAGCAAAUUGAUGGACGAGAGUGUUGACGUGGACACCCCAAGCCCCAGAGAUAUGGUGCUCAACAACAUUCGGAAGAUGCGACCCAACGUUUUCAUCCUGUUUGUCAUGAAUGGCACAUAUGGUGCUCCCUUCUUCCUGACACGGUUCCGGGAGGCACUGUUCUUCUACUCGGCACUUUUUGACAUGCUAGAUGCAACCAUUCCCCGGGAUAAUGAUGAACGGCUGCUUAUCGAGCGGGAUAUCUUUGGGCGAUCUGCCCUGAAUGUUAUUGCUUGUGAGGGUGCAGACAGGGUGGAGCGCCCUGAGACUUAUAAGCAAUGGCAGGUGCGGAACCACCGGGCUGGGCUCAAGCAGCUACCAUUGAAUCCAGAGGUCGUAAAGAUUGCAAGGGAUAAGGUCAAGAACUAUUACCACAAAGACUUCCUUAUCGAUGAGGAUCACCGUUGGCUGCUGCAGGGAUGGAAAGGGCGGGUACUCUAUGCCAUGUCGACAUGGGUUGCUGAGGAUAAUAACAUCUUUUAGCUGCUUCACUUUGCCGGGUUUUGGUUUAUAAAUGCUAUUGGUGUUUGAUAGAUGGUCUAUGUUUUAUCACAGAAACUAUGAUCCAGCACCCGUGGUUAAGUGGAUUUCCUUUUAUAGAGGGUUUGGAUGCUGAAACUUAAGGUAGAAAUAAGUAGAUGCAUAGAGCUACUCGUAGGCUGUAGAUAUAGUUCUGGAUAUGUUGCAGAGUUGUCAUAUGUACACCAAACUAAAAGCCCUGUAACUGAUAAGCAAUUUUAUGGAUCACAUAUUUGUCCUUUUGCUGUUCCA
Molecule: messenger RNA, 2969 nt
Organism: Panicum virgatum (switchgrass)
Lineage: Eukaryota; Viridiplantae; Streptophyta; Magnoliopsida; Poales; Poaceae
Product: scarecrow-like protein 9
Exons: 1
Coding region: 255-2681 (808 amino acids)
Biological process (GO): regulation of DNA-templated transcription
Cellular component (GO): nucleus
Molecular function (GO): DNA-binding transcription factor activity; sequence-specific DNA binding
Source: RefSeq, a predicted model, not a curated record